This is a messenger RNA of Candida albicans SC5314, 441 nucleotides long. RefSeq lists its product as uncharacterized. Lineage: Eukaryota; Fungi; Ascomycota; Pichiomycetes; Serinales; Debaryomycetaceae. The record is from RefSeq and is a predicted model, not a curated record. Bases 1 to 441 code for a protein of 146 amino acids. The transcript has a single exon.
AUGACAAACUAUUCACCAGACAUUCAAAAUAAUGAAAAACUAAAAGAAUUUAUCGUCAAAUUCUACAAAGCAUCCGAUAAAGCACCGCGUUCAGAUGAACAACAUGAUCCCUAUUUGGAUUUUUUCACCACUAAUUCCCCCCUAGUUAUGGGAUUGAAAAAAGUAGAGGGACAUCAAGAAAUUGCUCAAUUACGACAAGGGAUGUGGGAGAAAGUUACUCAUAGACAUCAUGUGGUGAACAAUGUUGCUGAAAUCAAUGAAAAAGAAAUUUUGCUAAACGGAUAUGUUGAGUAUACUUUGAUCAAUGGGAAGAAUGUAACCACUGAAUGGGCAGGUCACAUGAAACUUGAAAACAGCACUGGCGAUGAAAAUGGAUAUAAGAUGAAUUAUUAUCAAGUUUAUUUGGAUCCAAGUGCCGCAGCAAAAGCUUUGAGUGAAUAA